Sarcophilus harrisii (Tasmanian devil) is the source of this 963-nucleotide messenger RNA. RefSeq names its product olfactory receptor 51G1. Gene Ontology annotation, molecular function: olfactory receptor activity; G protein-coupled receptor activity. Lineage: Eukaryota; Metazoa; Chordata; Mammalia; Dasyuromorphia; Dasyuridae. Gene Ontology annotation, biological process: G protein-coupled receptor signaling pathway. Gene Ontology annotation, cellular component: membrane. The record is from RefSeq and is a predicted model, not a curated record.
AUGUUGGCUUCAGGAAACAGCAGUCUCCAAUCAGCCUCCUUCUUCCUGACUGGAUUCCGAGGACUAGAAAGUCUACAUGGUUUUAUCUCCAUUCUCUUCUGCACUAUCUACUUGACAGUAAUUGUGGGAAAUAUCACCAUCCUUCAUGUCAUCCGCACAGAUGCAACACUCCAUGAGCCUAUGUAUUACUUUCUGGCUAUGCUAGCCCUCACUGACCUAGGCUUGUGCUUUUCCACAUUACCCACUGUGGUGGGCAUUUUCUGGUUUGAUUUUCGAGAGAUCGGCAUCCCUGCCUGCUUCACCCAGCUCUUCUUCAUCCACCUGUCCCUGGUGGAAUCUUCAGUGCUGCUCUCCAUGUCCAUAGAUCGCUAUGUGGCUAUCUGUAACCCACUGCGAUAUGGAACCCUCCUGACACCUGGCCGGAUAGUGAAGAUGGGGCUAUGUUCUGUAUUGCGCAGUGCGCUGCUGAUCCUUCCUCUACCCUUUCUUCUGAAACGUUUUCACUACUGCCGUUCUCAUGUACUGGCCCAUGCUUAUUGCCUUCACCUGGAGAUCAUGAAACUGGCCUGCUCUAGCAUCAUAGUCAAUCAUAUCUAUGGCCUCUUUGUGGUUGCUUGUACAGUGGGUGUGGACUCCUUGCUCAUCUUUCUCUCCUAUGCUCUAAUUCUUCGCACAGUGCUGAGCAUUGCUUCCCGUGAGGAGCGCCUCCGAGCCCUCAAUACCUGUGUCUCCCAUAUCUGUGCGGUACUUCUUUUCUAUAUCCCUAUGAUUGGUUUAUCCCUUGUGCAUCGCUUUGGUGAGCAUCUGCCCCGUAUUGUCCACUUGCUCAUGUCCUAUGUUUACCUUUUGGUCCCACCUCUGAUGAACCCUAUUGUUUACAGUGUGAAAACCAAGCAGAUCAGGCAGAGAAUUAUCAAGAAGUUUAGUUUUAUGCAGAGUCUGAGUAGCAAUCGCCAAGGGUAG